AUUUUAAAUAUUCUGAAUACCCGAAGAGAGUGACAUACACACAGAUGUACAUUCGGUAAUUACUAGUACAUGUUUACAAUUGAAUUCAGUUAGGUCAUCCGUGAUUAUAUUCACCUUAACAGGAAAUAAGUUGCGAGCAAGGCUAUCAGUUUAUCGAUUGUUGUAUAUAUAUCUGAUAUUUAAUGGCGGAGUCGAAAGAAGUAGUUAUAAACGAAGAAAAUUUAUGUUGUUCUAUUUGUUUAGAAUUGUACGUUAAUCCACGGACAUUGCCAUGUUUACAAUCAUUUUGUCGUCUGUGUUUAGUUAAUUAUGCUGCAAAGGUGAUCGGUAGUAACAACUAAAGGAAAUGUGAUAUUUGUUGUCCUUUAUGUAGGACAGACACGAAAUGUGAAAUCAAACAAUUUGAUAAUAAUGCCGACAAGUGGGUGGAGAGCUUACCUGUUAACUUUAUCCUAGUUUCGAUUUUGAGCAGCAAGACAACAAAAAUGACGGACAAGGAAAUUAAUUGUGAACCAUGUUCUCGGGAAGAAAUAAAAGUACCGGCAAGUCGUUAUUGUUACGAGUGCUCCGAGAAAAUAUGCGAAGACUGUGUGAAACUACAUAAGAAAAUCAAAAGUCUAUCAAAUCAUAAACUUUGUAACCUUGGCGACGGAGAAUCAGAUGUUGCUCAAUUUGAUUACUUGAAGUCACUAACAAAAUGUCCGGAGCAUCAGGCGGAGGAGGUUCGAUACAUCUGCAAGGACCACGACCAGUUAUGUUGUAAUGAGUGCGCGAUAGUAAGGCACCGGAAGUGUGACCAUAUGAUCUCUAUAGCAGACGAACUAUCCAAGUUGGAGAUUUCAGACCAGGAUAUAGAUUUCAGACUGGGUGAAAUUUUUGAUGGUUCCAAAGAGCUCACAGAAUACGAAACUAAGCACCAGUCUACAGUAAAAGCUUCAAAGAUUCAAAUUAGAGAUAAGCUUGCAGCGCUUAAAAAGAAAAUAGAUGAAGCUUUCUAUAAAAUGGAGCAAAUUAUGUUACAGGAUGCUGACGACAGAAGCGACAACGUAAUGAAGAAAAGUAAAACACAACUUGAUAGCAUUGAAAUGUUGAAAACUGAGGUUAAUUGGUCACGUGACAACCUACGUAUUGUCCGUAACAAUGGAGAAAAGCUUCAUUUGUUCCUGGUUGAAAGGAAAUUGAAAACAGAGCUUAAACGACACGAAGACACGCUUCAAAAUCUUCGAAAAGACUCAAGCGUGAAAAGUCUUACUUUGGUAGAUGACAUUUCUGAACAAGACUUAAUGAAAACCAUUGCUUCCUGUUCUCGUAUCGAAGAGCUAACAUCUAUUGCAGGAAUACCCGCAAGUACAGAAAUAUGCAAGGUCACUCUAACCGGAGAACCAGUAUUAAUUAGCAAGAUGAAAUUGACAGUUUCAUCAGGUCAUGCACGUGCAUGCCUGUGGAUUGACAAUUUUGUUGUCGUUGGUUUGCAAGAGAUGAAGCAGCUUCAACUGUUUGAUAUCAAUAAAGAAUCACUUAAAUACAAUAAAACAGAAAACCUGUCCUCACAACCAUGGUCUUUGAAAAAAGUAGAUGAUUCAAGAUUUGCUGUUUGUUACCCACGUAGCAACGCUAUUGAGCUAAUGAAGAUCAAUAAAGGGACAUUUGAAACAGUGAAUACGUUCAAAACAGACAGUGCUAUCUAUGAUAUUUCGUACAACAAAUUACAACGCCAAAUUAUAGGUCUUUCCAGGUCUGGGACUAUAGAUGUGUUCGAGCUUGAUGGUACUAAAACUGGCUCUGUCCCAUUAGCAUCCGAAAUGUGUAAAGUUGUGAAGAAAGCGUACGGAAUCUGUUUUGAUACAGGCACAAACGUGUUGUACAUAUCUAGCCACGGUCUGAAUAAAGUGGUGGCUGUGAAGUUAGAUGGUACAUUAGUUUUCGAAUACAGUUACCAAAAUCUGAUGUACCCUUGGCAUCCAGACAUAGAUGCCAAAGGAAAUAUUUAUAUACCGCAUUUCGUAGGGAUACAUCAGCUUGAUAGAAAUGGGAAACUCCUGCGUGAAAUAAAGUUUCCCGGAUGUGGGCAUUGUGUUAGGUUUGAUAACAGUAAGACCAAGUUCAUAGUGUCUCAUUACAGUCCUCGUGGUAUUCGAAUGUACAAUUUGAAAUAAGCUAUAUAUUCAUGAUACAAGAACGUUGCCAUCCGAUAACAAUCGCUGGCCGACUAUUUGAACUUCUGUGGGGAUUGGGAUUUUACUUGGAGCCAAGAAAUUCUUUUUGCCGUCUAAGAAACUCGAAAACUAACAAGCAGGAUAAAGAUUUACAUUCUGCAUGAAUUUAUAUUCAAGUCUCAUUGGAUAAAUGCUUGAUUAAGCAGCAGUUUGACCCAAAUUAUAGUUCCUAAUUUUGAGCACAGUCAUAUACUUCUAUAAGCAAAAUUGUUGAAAAAAUAUUCAUAUAUAAAUUGUAUAAUUGAUACCUAAAAGAUAAAUGAGCAACAAGGGGGUCAUAGCUAGCCAAAAAUGGAUGGAUUUUAAGGGACACAUUAGGGGUGGGCGGCAUGCUCCCCUAGAAAAAAAUUGAAUUGUUGAACAGCUCUAGUGCAUUUUGAUUGUCUACUAGUAUUAAAGUGACAAGUGUAAUCAGUUUUACCAAACUAAGUCAUACAAAUACAUACAAAAUACACCCGGAACAUUGGGCCUAUAAGUCACCUUACAUUUGCAAUUAUCACAUACAAUAUUUACACGAAGUCACAAAUGAAUACAAACAUUAUAUAUACAGUGUAACAAGAGCCUUGUCUUCAAAAUUAAAUAUAUAAUGCAAUGUUUUUUAAUGCUUGUAACAUUUUACGUAAUAAUACGAUAAAGGUAAUAUCAUCUCUACUGUUUUUGAUCAAUUUAUGAGAGUCAAAUCAUCUAUAUAAACUUUGAUCCUUGACAAUAUACUUAGCAAGUGUGCAAGGUUUGUUCUUAAUCAAAUAUAUCAGUUUUCCAGAAUCAGUCUUUGAAUCGAAUUCAGAAGUACCAUAUAGUUCUCGAAAAUAUUGCUAACGUAUAUAUAUAUGAGCAACAUAUUACAAAAUGCGUCUGUUUUCAAUAAAAUGAUUAUUGCAAAAGCGACGUAUUCGGUCUUCUACUCGUUCCCCGAAUAUACCGGCCAGUC
Molecule: messenger RNA, 3147 nt
Organism: Mercenaria mercenaria
Lineage: Eukaryota; Metazoa; Mollusca; Bivalvia; Venerida; Veneridae
Exons: 1
Coding region: 486-2156 (556 amino acids)
Molecular function (GO): zinc ion binding
Source: RefSeq, a predicted model, not a curated record